Molecule: messenger RNA, 4317 nt
Organism: Lagenorhynchus albirostris (white-beaked dolphin)
Lineage: Eukaryota; Metazoa; Chordata; Mammalia; Artiodactyla; Delphinidae
Product: leucine-rich repeat-containing protein 37B-like
Exons: 15
Coding region: 1-4317 (1438 amino acids)
Molecular function (GO): protein binding
Source: RefSeq, a predicted model, not a curated record
AUGUGGCUCCGGCUCCUCACUGGCCUGGGUCACUGCGCCUGGGAGCCGCCGCGCGUUAUGUCCCGGCUGCGCCUUUGGUUGCCACGGCUCUUCCUCACGUGGCUACAACUGUGGCUUCAAGUCCAAGCAGUUCAGCCUCCGGAGUGGGCCCUGGGCCCCGUCCAGGUGACCCCCAACUCCCCGCGGCUGACAGAGGCUUGGUCUUCAUACGCCUCAGACCCCCCUCCCAAAUUGCCCCAUGCCCUCACACCCCUGGCAGAAGCCGGGGGCUUUAAUUACUUGACGUCCUCGUCUCCAGUCCUGAUGGUGGCCCCGCCUCAUCGGGAGUUGACUGAGACUGAGUUUCCAUACCCGGACACGGAUUCACUCUCUAAUGUGACUGUAGUUUUCUCUCCAGAGCAUCCUGUGCCGACAGUUUCUCCUCCAGGUCAGGAUCAAGCUCAGCUUCUGCAGCGGCCCGAUGUCACUGCUAAACCUGUGGGUCUUGCACUGAUCGUAACUCCAGCGUUCACUAAUGAGGUUGAAACUUCUCCACCCCAACAAGAAACCUCGGCUCAGUCUACAGUGUCCUCUGAGCAGUUGGAACCUUUGUUAGUCUGGCAGCAAUUUUCAGAUCAGCAUCCAAUCUACUCUGAAAAUGUUGAUUUUUUUCCAGUUCGCCAAGGACCCCCAAUUCAACCACCGUACCCCGAGGUGACAUUUCCAAAUCCAGAGCAAGUUCAGGCUCGCCACCCAACCUUGAUUGAGGUCACAAUUCAACCAUUGGACCUUGGACUGACCAGAAGGCCAGAACCCACUAAGGAGGACGAACCUUCUCCAGUCAUGCAGGAGACCUUAACCCAGCCUGCAGAAACACCUAAGGAGGUUUUUGUAGCUCAGCCUCCAGUAUAUCACAAUCCAAUAGUUCCAACACCGCAUCAGGAUCACACUGAGCCUCCAACAUCACCCAGUAUCACAGUUAAACCUUUGAACCUGGAGCUGACCACAACUCCAGAACCUACUACAGAGUCUGAACAUUCUACAGCCCGGCAGCAGACUACAGCUCCCCCUCCAAAACACCCUGAGGUGACACUUGAACAACCAAACCUGUCUCAAGUCACAGUUUCACCUGUGGACCUGGGAGUUAACGUAUCUCAGCAACCAAGGCCAUCUGAGACAGUUCCUUUUCCUUCGACUCAGUAUUCAGUAUCCACAGGUCUUCCUGGUGUAAGAUAUACCCCAGAAAAGAAGCAGCCAGGGCAGAAUGCCACCACAAACAUCAGCAUAUGUGAGCUCUGUACCUGCAAAAAUGAGACGCUGUCGUGUGUUGGUCUCAGCCCAAAGCAGACGCUCCACAGAGUGCCUGAGCCAGAGCCUAACGCCUACAACGGCACCUUCACCAUCCUAAAUUUCCAAGGAAACUCUAUUUCUUACAUUGAUGAAAGUAUAUGGAAGGCAUACCCCUGGGCUGAGAAGCUAAAUCUCAGUGAAAAUGAUUUGAUUGAAUUGCAUAAGGACUCAUUUGAAGACUUGCUAUCCCUCCGAUAUUUAGAUUUAUCCUGCAAUAAAAUACAGUCUAUCGAAAGACGUACAUUUGAACCACUACCUUUUUUGCAGUUUAUAAAUCUUGGUUGCAAUUUACUCACAGAACUGAGCUUUGGAACGUUUCAGGCCUGGCAUGGAAUGCGCUUUUUACACACGUUAAUUCUCAAUCGUAAUCCUUUGACAACAGUUGAAGAUUCUCAUCUUUUUAAAUUGCCAGCAUUAAAGUAUUUAGACAUGGGAACAACACAAGUGUCACUUACAACAGUUGAAAGCAUCCUCAUGAUGACCCUUGAAUUGGAAAAACUGAUCUUACCUAGCCGUAUGGCCUGCUGCCUCUGCCAAUUUAAAGGUACUAUUGAGGUUGUCUGUAAGACAGUCAAGCUGCAUUGUGACAGUGAAUGCCUGACAGACAUGACACGCUGUGAUGAAGAAACAUCUAUAGAGAAUGCAGAAGGAUCGUUGAUGAAGGUGUUACAAGCCCGCAAGAAGAACAACACCACUGAGCUGACUAUUGAGUCAGAGAGGGCGUCGUCAGAUAAAAGUGCUGUCAGCUUGUCAGGCUUCAUGAAUGAGCAGCUGGACUUUAAUAAUAAAAGUGAUAUUAUCAGUACACUAAACCACAUACAGCCUUAUACCUCAGAGGAAAAUCUAGGAGAUGUGGAAUCAACAUUAUUACCAUUCAUUCAACUUCUUUUCUCAAAUACACCAGAUGGAGAUAUGCCGCAGGGCCUUUUGAAAGGCGAUACAAGGAGCCCUUCUGUUAAACCUGUAGCCAAGAAUUCAACUAAUAAAAACAAACUGAGGAAACUCCAUUUUGCGGAAAAUUUGUUAGCUGCAGAAACUCAAGAAAAAGUUGAUGAGGUUAAAAAGGAAGAAAAACCUGCCACGCGUACGCGUUCCAACAUUUCAAGUGCCACGUUUAAACGCUACAUCUUUCAAAAGAAAUUACAAACUGCCCAACCACAGAAAGACAGCCUAGCAAACCCUGAGAGUACAGAGGAAAGCCUGCUGAGAGUGAACAGGGUCCUCAAGGGCCCAAGGGGCAUACAGAAAAUGCACCUCAAAGCAGUGGGAGAUGAGAGUGUCAGCGGGAAACAGAAUGCCCAGCCAUCUGAGGUGAACACUGCUGAAGAAAGAAGGCUCAGGAGGCCAUCCCCAAGAAACCUGAAACAGCUUCUCAUGGUGCAGAGUCCCAGGAAGCUGGUGGGAAAGUCCUCCAAUGCAGAGUCUGCAUUCAUAAAGGAACACAAGGCAGCAGGCUCCUCUUCCCAGAAACAGUACUUCAAGGGCAGGCCGCCUGCCUCCAUCCCUCCAAAAUCCUCAUCUGAGGUUAAAAGCAGAUCGAAAGACUUAUCCGACACUAUUGAUGUUUUAGAGGAUGCGAAGGCUAGAAUUAGAAGUAUUAAGGACUUUGAACUAAUCUCACGUACUGGAAAAAAAUACAUCUUCCAUAAAAUUAGGUCUCAUCGGGUCCAAAGAAAACCCAAAGGCAAAAGGAGUCGAAAGUUCAGAAAGAAAAGUUCACUCACUAGAAUGAUGCUUGCAAGCCCUCCGUUCUCUGUACUGAGGAGUCUCAUAAAUUCCCCUCCACGAGAGGCUGUUUCAUCUUCAGGAGAAGUGACUUCUCAGGAAAAGCCUUUUCCAGAAUUAUUUUCUCCUUCAGACCCUUCUACAGAAAACACUACUUCAGAAAACAAUACUGCACAAAAUGUUUCUGAACAAAUUAUUUCUACAGGAAACUCUACUCUGCCAGGAGUAACCGGCCCUGGAAACACCACCCAUAGAAACGUCUCCACUGCACAUUCUACUGUUGCUGCAGACAACAGUAUGCCAACUGUUCAACACACCAACGCAACACGAUGGGAGUACCACAACACGGGCACUGAAUUAUCCUCCAAGCCCACAGGCUUCGCUUUCCCAGGGCUCACAUCCCCGGGUGAUCAAGUUGAAACUCAGCUAAACCAGCAGCUACAGUCCCUCAUCCCCAACAAUGACGUGCGAAGGCUCAUUUCUCAUGUUAUCCAGACUUUAAAAACAAACUGCUCGGAGACCCAUGUGCAGCUGGCCUGUGCCAACCUCAUCUCUAGAACAGGCCUCCUGAUGAAGCUUCUCAGCAAGCAGCAAGAAGCAAAUGUGUCCAAAGCGGAAUGGUAUACGGACCAGUGGAAAGCUGACAACUAUAUCAGUGAGAGCACAGAAGCCCAGAGUGAGCAGAAAGGGCAGGAGUCAAGUGAGCUCACAAAGGAAGUUCCAGGAUAUGGCUAUAACAACAAACUCAUCUUGGCAAUGUCCGUAACUAUAGUAGUGACGAUUUGGGUUAUAAUUCUCUGUCUCAUUGAGACUUAUUCUCACAGAAUCGCAAAAGACGAAGAUAGAAAAAGCAGCAGAAGGAGGGCGUUUUCGGGGCAAGAGGGCCACUUCAUGCCACGGGCCUGCCGGUUAUGUAUAGACCUCUCAACGCCACACGCAAGGAAAACAUGGCACAAAAGCUACACGACAGGGAGUCUUCUGAUGAGGAUGAGAUAUUCUAUAAGGAUGCAACGGAAGUCAUCAAAGCCCCAGCAGAGAAGCUUCUGGCUGCAUAUUGGAUUGAUGCAGAGGCGGGUGGGGAAAGUGAGACAGCACACGAGACUGCCACAGAGUGAGCCCUGUUCUGCCUCAGGCUGCCUGCAAAUGUUAUUUUCUAAUAUUGGCUCCUCAGCAUUGCUUGUAAAAUACUUAUUUUCUCAUAUUAAAAUGUAUAAAUUCAUAACCAAGUUUAACCAUGUGGUAAAGGAAUUAAAAUGUAAAUAG